This is a messenger RNA of Umbelopsis ramanniana AG, 1191 nucleotides long. RefSeq lists its product as uncharacterized. The transcript is spliced from 3 exons. Gene Ontology annotation, cellular component: microtubule organizing center. NCBI's taxonomy places the organism in Eukaryota, Fungi, Mucoromycota, Umbelopsidomycetes, Umbelopsidales, Umbelopsidaceae. Bases 179 to 1075 code for a protein of 298 amino acids. The record is from RefSeq and is a predicted model, not a curated record.
CUUUGCCCGAGAGCGAGCAAAGAAAUUUUCUGUCGUCAGUACAGUCCUGGCCGAGCCAAGCUUUACACACCCACAUUCCCAAUAAAUCAGUUAGUACCCAGGCUCGAAUCCUAGUGUCGUUCUUCGAUUCCAUUCUUUUCACAUUGCUUAUUCAGUACCUCGCUAUCUCUGUUCUUACAUGUCGUCCGCCAAGCCGUCCGGUGGCACGGUGCAUGGACAUGCAACACCCCGACGCUUCCAUUCGCCUACAUUUGGAUCGCCGGCAGGCAUUGUCGUUCGUCCAACUCGGUCACAAUCCCCUGUGAUGUCGAAUUCAACCCCUACUAAACGACUUUCUGAUAUCAGCCAUCGAAAGCGGGUGGUCAGCCUCACCCCUACUCUCGGCACCCCCUCUCACGUCACACCCACUCCCAGCAACAGCACGCCACUCAUCUCACAAUAUCCCAGUCAUAUGCCCUCUUCACUCGACCUGAAUGACCAUAAAUCAUCCGUUCCUUUAAAAGAAUUUGAAAAAGUCAUCACUGAUCUCAAAAAGGAGAAUUUUAAUUUAAAGCUUCGAUUAUUUCACUAUGAAGAAGACAAUGCGAUAGAUGCCAUAGAAAAUGAGGAGCGGCUAGUGAGCGAACUGAAUGAACAAAAAGACUUGGUGGAGUCUUUGCGUACACAAUUGAUGAAGGCACAAGAUCAAAUUGCUUUGUUACGACGGGAAAGCCAAAUUCCAAGCCGAUCAGUUGGCGUUCAAACAGACAUGGUUCGGCACGACUUUGACUUUCAUGAUAGGGUAUCACCGCCCCUUCACUACCUGAGCAAUAUCAGCUCAGACGAUGUGGUUGAUGAGGAUGAUCUCGUCCUGUCGCGUGAGUCAUCGAUCUCUGGAAGCACAGGCAGCAUUAGUCUUCAACGACAGCAUCAAUUUGUUACCAAUGCGCAUGACUUUGGUCUGGUUCACCCGGUCGAUGAUCUGGAUGAAGACUUGAUGCAUAUUACUCGGCAGCUGCAUCAAGUCAACCUGGUGUCUCCCACUGCCCAACGAAAUCGAGCCAUUGGCGGAUGGUUAGAUCGCGUUGAGAUAUAAGAACUCCACACUGACCUCCAGUCCAAAAAACUCCUUCUCAACCAAGCUUAAAAUUAACCCUCAGCUCCAUCCGUCUCUCGCCAUAUUUGUUUCUUCUUUCUCUCUCUUACCAUUUU